Messenger RNA from Silurus meridionalis, 5464 nucleotides. It is a transcript of the gene ldlrb, whose product is annotated as low density lipoprotein receptor b. The transcript is spliced from 18 exons. The record is from RefSeq and is a predicted model, not a curated record. The coding region runs from base 191 to 2797 and encodes 868 amino acids. Gene Ontology annotation, molecular function: calcium ion binding; protein binding. NCBI's taxonomy places the organism in Eukaryota, Metazoa, Chordata, Actinopteri, Siluriformes, Siluridae.
GAGAUGGAUGAGGUUGGAUGCAGAGCAGCUCUUUGACUGUACCAGGACACUCAGAAGGAACUGCUACUGUAAGGAAGGAAAGCCGUACAAGAUAGGCGUACUGUAAUAUAUAUUAGCGGUACAUUUACAAAAAUAAAUUAGAAAUACAUUGAAUAAUUCGAAUAAAUAAACCUGUUGAGCGCGUGGGAAGAUGCUGCUGAGGGAAAGCUGCGGUGUAGUUUUGAGCUGCAUUGUGCUCGGAUUCAUCUCUCUGCCUUUAAACCGUGUGGCUGCAUGUAACGAGCGUCAGUUUAAAUGUGGGAACGAAAAAUGCAUCACAACCCGCUGGGUGUGUGAUGGGAUGGACGACUGCGGAGAUGGAACCGACGAGCUCGCUGCCACCUGCGCUGAGAAGCAAUGUCUGCCGUCGGAGUUCACCUGCAGUGAGAACCCUGUUGAGUGCAUUUCCUCAAGUUGGCGUUGUGACGGAAAGGCCGACUGUAAUAAUGGAGCGGAUGAGCUGGGCUGCGUCCUGAAAAACUGCACCGCAGGCGAGUUCCGUUGCGCAGACGGCCAGUGCAUCUCGUCCUCAUUCGUCUGUGACGAGGACGCCGAUUGUUCAGACGGGACCGACGAAGCCUCUUGCCCCAAGCCCAGCUGUAUAGCUGGUUCUUUCCAAUGCAACGACUCGGUGUGUGUUCCUCAGCUGUGGGCUUGUGAUGGAGACGCAGACUGUGCAGACGGCUCUGAUGAGUGGAGUGAGCACUGCGGGGAGAAAUCACCUCCGAACAUCUGCAAUGGUCAGGAGUUUCAGUGCAGCAACGGACAGUGCGUACACAACAUGUGGCGGUGCGACGGAGGCUUCGACUGCAUCGACCACUCGGACGAAGCCAACUGCACUGUGGCCACAUGCCGACCCGACGAGUUCCAGUGCAACGACGGUAGCUGUAUUCCCGGCAUCCGCCAGUGCGAUGGCGAGUACCACUGCAAAGACCUGAGUGAUGAAAACGAUUGUGCCACUGUAAGUAAAUGCGACGGUCCGGACACUUUUCAGUGUCGCAGCGGAGAGUGCAUCAGCAUCGAUAAAGUGUGCAACAAGCAGCGUGACUGUAGGGACAUGUCUGACGAGCCCAUCAAAGAGUGCAAUAUCAAUGAGUGCCUUGAAAAUAAUGGGGGCUGCUCUCAUACCUGUAAAGACCUGAAGAUCGGAUAUGAGUGCCUCUGCCCUUCCGGGUACCGCCUGGUGGACCAUAAACGGUGUGAAGACAUUGACGAGUGUGCUGACCCUGAGACUUGCUCUCAGGUGUGCCUGAAUCUUGUGGGCAGCUACAAGUGUGAUUGUAAGGAGGGCUACGAGAUGGACCCCAUGACCAGAGAAUGCAAAGCUGUUUCUGGUAACAUUCCGUACUUGUACUUCACCAACCAUCACGAGGUAAGAAAGAUGACACUCGAUAAGAAGGAGUACACGUGUCUGAUCCCGCAACUGAAGAAUGUGGUGGCACUCGACAUGGAUGUGUCCAGUGGGACGAUCUUCUGGUCCGAUCUCUUCCACAAAAAGAUCUACAGCUCUCCCAUAGACAAGGCUGCUUAUCCAUCCAACCACAUCACCCUGAUCGGCAACCAAAACUCCUCUCCUGGAGGCUUGGCUGUCGACUGGAUACAUGGCAACAUCUACUGGACCGACAGUUAUUCUCAGAGCAUUUCUGUGGCCAAAAAGGACGGGUCCAACCAAAAGACUCUUAUCAGAGACGGGUUGGAUAAACCACACGCUAUUGUUUUAGAUCCAGAGCGCAACUUCAUGUACUGGACCGACUGUGGAAAUAAGGCCAAAAUAGAGAAGAGUGGUUUGAACGGGGCAGAUCGUACUGCUCUGGUCACUGACAACAUUGUUUGGCCCAACGGCAUCACAUUAGACUUGAUGAACCAGCGGCUGUACUGGCUGGACUCUACACUGCACACACUGUCUAGCGUUGGCGUCGACGGCGGUUUGCGUCAUACGCUCAUCGUCGAUGAGAGGCACCUGGCUUUUCCACUUUCACUGACUGUGUUUGAGGAGAAAGUGUUUUGGACAGACUUGCCGAGCAGAAGCAUCCUGAGUGCAAAUCGUCUGACGGGAAAAAACAUUCUGAAAGUAGUAGAGAACCUGGCGUCUCCCAAGGACAUUGUGGUGUUCCACAACUACAAGCAGCCCAACGGUACGAACUGGUGUGAAGCAGGAAACCACGUGAAUGGUGGCUGUGAAUAUUUGUGUCUGCCGGCUCCACGAGUGACUCCACAUUCACCAAAAUACACAUGCACCUGCCCCGAUCACAAGAUCCUUGGCCCUGACUUGAGAAAGUGUGUGGAAGUUGUAAAGCCAGUAACAACGUCAGCAGUGGUUCCACCUGCAGUUCCAGCUAGUACUCCAUCAAAACAACCUGACAUACAAACCACCACAUCAACAACCAGAAGUACAGGCUCCAUGACUUCCUCAGACGCUGCUGGGUCUCGAAAGAAUGCCCCCGCAACCGAGACUGAGAUCAAAGCUCAGGAAGGAUCAAACGAUGUGUACGUUGCAGUCUCCAGCCCGUCGCAACACUCAGUCGCUCUCUACAUCAUCCUUCCCAUAGUGGCGAUAUGCCUGACUGCAUUUGGCGCCAUGCUGCUGUGGCGUCAUUGGAGACUGAAGAACACCAACACCAUCCACUUUGAUAACCCUGUGUACCAGAAAACUACAGAGGACCAGGUGCACAUCUGCAGGAGUCAAAGCCAAGACGGUUACGUCUACCCUCCACACCAGAUGUUGUCUUUGGAUGAUGAGGAUGAGGACAUUGCAUAAUGGUUCUCUCAGAAAAACACAAACAACCCAACAGGAGGUCAAAUCCGAACAACAAAAGUGUCUCAAAGUUUAGCAGGAACUUUAGCUGCUGCUCACAUAUUUUGAGGUUGUUUUUUUUUUUUUUGCUGCACAAAUCUGAAUGUGAACGAAAAAUCCACAAAUGAAGCAUGGGCACAGAAGAAUGUCAUCAUCCCUAAUUUAUAAAAAAAAAAAAAAAAAAAAAAUGACCACUAAAUAUUUAACAAUAUUUUAAAGCUUUUGGACCAAAGUCCUGACAGCCAUCAGAUUUCCACGUCUUUUGCAGAUGCAUGUUUACGCGAUAAGCAACAGGUCUUGCAGCCAAAAUUACGAUAAGAUUAAAGCCAGUAAGAAUCGAAACUCAAAUGAAGGACCUUCGACAGCAUUUUCACCUUGAAAGAUGAUUGUAUAUGUUUCGGUAAAACUUUUUUGAGAAGCCCCGCGUAAGGACCCGUGUGACACGUUCAUACAUUUUAAGCAGCAGAAUGUACGAAGUGAUGAAGAGCCUUUGCUCUGAAAGCAUCUCCCGCAUAUUAAGGGAAGUAUAUUAAAGAAAUACUUCAAUAUUUUUCGCCGUCAUCUGUAAGAUAUGCGUGAUUACGGUUCUCGGUUUUAUAAAGAGAACAGAAAAUCGAAUUCUUAUUAUUAUACAGACUUUGGGAGGUCAGUUGCUGUUAUUAUUAUUACAGAUUCGAAUGCUAUUCUCGAUGAAAGAUUCUCAAAAACACUUUCGUGCGCGUUACUGAUUCCCUCGAAAGCUGAAAAUAUAAUGAAACUCUUGCUUAUGAUAAAUACACACGGAAAUGACAUACACUACAGCUAAGAUUAGAGUUGAAUAAUGCUGGAGUAUUUCUUUAAUAGAGCGUGCGAAUAUUGCACAGUAUAAAUGUCUGUGGUUGUCCAUAGGCAUUUAUAUCGCUACUGAAUGCAUUGUGUUUAUAUCAUAGCCAUCGCUGGGCUUUACAACAAAAGUGUUACCUGUAGUAAGACGUUACUGUAAAUAAUAUUCGCUAUGUGGAGUUUUACUUUUCCUUGCACUACAAUUUUAUUUUUAAAGAUUUGGGUUGGAUUUUCUGAAUGACGAACCAGAUUGGAGUACAAAUUAUUUUUUGCACAGUAAGGAGAGCUCUGGUACAGAAAGUGAAGAGAGAUCUGAAGCAUCAUGAGCCAUGACAGCUUUUUUGUUUAAUAUCCGAAGGUCACGAUACUACGAUCGCCUUUCCAAAGAACUAUUCAGGGAGAAUAAAAAUAACAAAACACAUAAAUCAAUAUAGGUUUGCAUUGCUGGCAUUUUGCACUUGAAGACAGAACAGCUUGUUACCUCUUGUUGAUGAAGAAUGCAGAUACGGUAGCUUUACGAUAUUUUGUUGUGAAUGACCAACAGCAUCUUUGUGCUUUCGGGUAGCUAUGUACCUGUAGCGAUGUCUUCUGUAGAUUAGCUAGAUACGUGGCUUAUCUGUUUGUUCUCGUUUGAAACAUGCCUUACGAUGAAAAUAAUAUUUGUUGCCUUAACCCUCAGGUUUCAGAACAUACACUUCCUCUAUAUAACUGGCCAGAAAUAUACAACCUGAUAACUGUUAAAUGGGGGACCUUUUUUUUUUUCUUCACAAUGAUAUUUAAGAGCAUGUAAUCAGCAUCAAAUCAUGUCUAUCGACAACGCUGCUGUUUUUUUUUCUUUUGUACACUCCAUGAAUUGCGCAAAUAUCUAUUUUGAAACAAUGCAAAUGAAGUCAUAACCUGAAGUUAAAUGUAAACUGUAAAUAACGCCUGUGUAUAUAUAUUUUGUGUGUCUUUGUCUUUUUUUUUUUUCUUUUUUUUUGGAGUUUGUAUAUUUCAAACCACAGAUUUGUAAAUAGGAAAGAAAGUGCUUUAUUUAUUGUAACAUAUCUAUAUAAUGUGUCAUUUUGUUUUCUAGCAUCUUCAUUAUUUGGGCUGUUCUUAUAACAAGAAAUAUCGUUCACACUUUAUUUAGUCUCUAAUCCCCUCUCAGACAUAGUUAAGUCGACGGUAUCACCCCACUUACUAGGUAUAGUACCUUUCUUUUUCUCUGCAAUUACUGAAAAUACCUGCACUGUUCUAGAUUACACGACAUGUCAUUUAAGACUUUCUUUCUAUUUGAUAGUGCUUUUCAUUUUGUCAAAGUUAAGAGUAUAAGUAAAUGGACAGGUCCUGUGUGAGAAAUUUUCUGAAAGUUCAUGAAAAUAUGGUUCUUUAUGUGCCACUAUAAUCCAUAUGUAACAACAUUGUUGAUAUUUUGCUUGAUGUUAAUUGAAUAUGGGACCAAAACUAUCUGAUAAAAUGGGCCAUGCUAACAUCCGAAAUGUAGUGUGUAAAUUUUAUCGAAGACGACACUAACAAACUCAGAAACUCAUGCAAUGUAUUGCUCAUUAUAAUAUUUGUGCCUUGAAGGGUUGAUAUUAUUAUUAUUAUUACUGUUAUGUUUUUGUGUGUCGAAAGUUGCAAAAUCUUGAAUGAAACAAUACACUUGCUUUUGUUGUGUCCCUUGAAAAAAGAAAGAUUAGUCCGUCAUAGACAACUGCAGUAGAUCUGAACUUUUAAUAAAGACAAGAAAACAAAUGAAGCAAAGAACACAAACUAAAUUGUGUUUAUUUUCUGUUAUUGUUAAAUAAAUGUUAUCUUUUAACAUGA